Molecule: messenger RNA, 240 nt
Organism: Funneliformis caledonium
Lineage: Eukaryota; Fungi; Glomeromycota; Glomeromycetes; Glomerales; Glomeraceae
Source: the annotation of a GenBank genome assembly
AUGGCUCUACGGGAUGUUAGAUUCCUUGUCGCAAUAGACUUUGGAACUACUUUUUCUGAACGUUACAUUUUGGGGAUAUUCUGCAUUAGAAAAAAACCUGACGAAGAAUUGGAUGAUCCGGAAGAACAAUGUUCACGUCUUGUAGAAUAUUUAAAUUAUUUGACUCAAAUGAUCAAAGAGACUUUUGAGAAACGACGACCUAUUAUCAAAUUUCCUGAACAAGUUGUUCCUGUAUCCUGA